GCCUAGUUUGAGCCCUCAAGUUCUAAUGGUAGAUUUAUUAUGAAAUAUCACUUGGACUCUUAUAAACUAACGGAAGAUGAGAAGAAGGUAAAAAAAAACCUUUGCAUUGCUUUUUUUGUUAGUCUUCCCGCUUAUCAACAUAUUUCGUCGCGUUGUUUCUAGUGUGUAGUCUUUUAAAUGCUUAUUUCUAUAGAAAUAAACAUUUAGCAAUAUAUAUAUAUUACUUUUCCCUGUUGGUUUACUUAUCACAGGUGUUUUUAUUUUUAUGAACAUCACUUUCAUGUUUUUUGAUUACGAGGCAGUAAGCUUUAUUGUUAGGCUAAGAUUUAUAGGUAAUCAAGGUAAGUAGAAUUGCCUUCAGUGAGCAACUGGUUGCGGUGUCUUAGUACUCUUUAACUUUCAACAAGUAGUUCUCAGGUUCGGGUUACGCUUCACCUUCAGCUUUGAAAAUCGGUUACUCACGAAUCCUCACAAACAUGGCUUGAAGCUGAAUGCAUAAAUAUAUACUUGGUGGAUAAGUUACAUCAACAUCAAAAUCCAUUGCUUAGGAUAUAUAAUUACCUACUUUGUACUGUCCAUGUUGGGAUUCUUUCAGCAAUCUUGUCAUAGGGACUAAUGUUCUGAUCUAGAUGAGUUACCAAUCAACCGUCGUUUUGGCGUCAAUUGAAGAUAUGUCCUUAGUAUCUCCGUAUUGUGCUGGAACUUUACCGUAGUUCAGUCUUCUUAAGGACGAGUAGAAAAUUGAGGAAUUUCUUUCACUUAUUCAAAACUCUCAAAAUUCUCCUGAAUAUCAUCAGCUAGCUUUUAAUAUUUUAGCUGCACGCAAGUUUUCUGUCCCACAGGCUAUGGAGCUGUAUCAUAAUUAUCAAACAUUUUUGGCCAGUGAACAGAUUACUCGUGUUGAUCCCUUCGAAGAGGAUGUCAGACGUGAACUAUUGUCAGGGAAAUUCGUCAUUCUCAAUGAUAAUGACAUACCUGGUGUUCGUGUGGCACAGUUUUUUGUCAGAUUACAUCGAAAAUCAGGAAAUCAUCGGGCUUUGUUGCAUAGUAUCAUCUUUCAGCUAGAUGCUGCAUUGAGAAGAGAAACAGCUGCUAGAAAUGGUCUUGUAUUCAUUUUUGAUAUGACCGAUUCAAAAUAUUCCAAUUUUGAUUAUACAUUUUCAUGCAAGUUAUUCAAGAUGUUACGAUCCUCCUAUCCUGUACGUCUCCGGCGUGUACUAAUCCUAACUGCUCCUCUCUGGUUUCGUGCUCCUUUCUUAUUAAUGCGAGUAUUUAUUCGUGAAUUAUUUCAAGAUUGUGUAUAUGUACUUCGUCCUUCACCGGGAACCAAAUUAGAAGCACUUAGCCAUCCUGAUCCCAUUAUUUUAAAACGUGAUCAUUAUGCUUGGCUUCAAACUGCUCUAUUAAGAACUGGAUGGUUAUUGACUGAAGCAGAACAGGCCGCACUUCCUAUUGGUCAUCGUAAUCAAACAGUUGGUGCAUUUUUUGGUCCACCCCCAGAAUCUACCGGGUCAUUAUCGGAUUCUAGUGAUUCUGAGUUUCGUGAAGAUGAUGAUUCUUUUUCCACUAAUCAACUAGAUGAUGCUGCUGUCGAUGAUGAUUUAAUUAGUGUUGGUGAUUUAGAUCCAUUUUCUUUGACUAGUUCAUAUUCCGGUGAAGCUGAAAGUUCAGAUUUAGAAGAAUGUACAUCGGAUGUAAUAAUGAAAACAUUCUCAUCAUCUAAUUCAGAAAAAAUGAAUGAUAGUAAUUUCAAUCCAAAAUCCGUUUCAAAUUACUCGGAAGCAUGUUCAUAUGAUCAUAAACGUCAAACAUUAUCGAAUUCAGAACAUGGUGGGACGCCUACUCCUCCGACAGUUGCUAAACGCCCACAACUGUCAAAUACUGUGAAUUUGAACUAUUCCACUCUCAUAUCUGAUCAUACAAAUAGUCGUUCUUCAAAUGCAAUCACCUCAGGGAACCAUGUUAUGGGUUUUAAUGAAGACGUAUCAUUGGUACGUAUUGACCCUGUAACUCCUACUGCUGACAAUUCUAUCAACUCACCUUUAAUAUCCGAAGCUUUUGAUACCAAACAAACUGGUUUUAAUUAUGGGAAUUCUCAUGCACUUAACUCAUCUUGUUCAUCCAAUACAUCUUUCUUCUCGACUGGUUCUACUGGUGUACAUUCUACAAAAUGCAGUCCAAUCAGUGAUAAACUCUUAAACCAGUUAAUAACAUCAGGUUUACCGAAAACAACUGAAUUCGAAAGACGUGGAAUGUCAAAAGUUAUCCAUGAAGUUUCAGGUUUAACAACUUCUAAGGAUCAUGACUUACCUCUUGCAGAUGCUGAAAUUUCAGAUUCUAUUUGUUUAGCUCCCGUCCAAAAUAAAGUUGCACCUCUUGCUCAAGAUGAAAUAGGAGAUCGAACUAUUUGUAAUAAUAAAAAUCCAGUUCAUAUGUUGCCAAGAGUUCCAGCGUUUGAUUCCAGACUAGUUAACACUAGUCAUCCGUCAUUAGAUGUUAUCCCUAAUUGGGCAAUUGGUCGCCCUCAAGGGGAGUCAAUUCACCAAGACCAUGAUUUAAUAUAUCCUGUUGAAUUAUCAUCAUCAAUGAAUAAUAGUCAAACUACAGAAAUUACUCCAUUGAAUUCCUCAUCAUUAAGUUAUCUGGUUUCUUCAAGCUAUGAUAAAUGCAAUGAAUGGGGCGAAGAAGCUCCUUCUUCUUCCUCUUCUCCUCUGCAUCAUACCGCUAACAGUAAAACAGUGUCUAUUGCUUCACCAAUCAAUAAUAAUCAUAAUACAUGCUGUGAUAAUAAUCGAGAUGCAUCAUUAUCGUCAUCAGUAGAAAGACAAAGGAUAUACGAUGAAAUUGACGCAAAUAUGAUUGAAAUCAAUAGUACAACAUCUAGCAGUGAUGAUGUUUCAGCUAGAAAUGAUGAAGGCGUAAUCGAUGUAGUUGUUAACGAUGAUGAUUUCGAACCCGAAGAAGAAAUAGAAGAGGAUGAUGAUGAUGAUGAGGAAGAGGAGGAGGAAGAGGAUGAAUAUGAUGACGAUAACUUGGAAGUGACUCAAACAAUUAUUAUGCAAGAACAUUGGAUGAAUCCAAAUGAACUAGUACAACACAUUGAAAAUGUUGGUUUGACUGGACUUAAUUCAGAGUAUAGUGCACUUGUUCAGUUGAAGAACGAAUAUACGCAUAUUGCUUUCAAGCAUAUACUUAAUCGGAGUAAAAAUCGUUAUUGUGAUGUGAUUUGUCAUGAUGCAACUCGUGUUUAUCUCCAACCAUUAUUAUUAUCGUCGGAUAUUUCUAGAAUUUCCACUAGUCGUAGUGAUGAAGAUCCUACAGUAUUAUGUAAUGCUCAGAAAUCCCUUACCGCACGUCUUCAUCGUACACAUUCAGCACCAAUAUCAGCGCAUACACUAGUAAAAAAUUAUAUUCAUGCCAAUUGGGUCGAUGGUUAUCGACAGAAAAACGCUUUUAUCUGUACUCAGGGUCCAUUAUCGGAAACUGUAGGUGAUUUUUGGCAGAUGAUUUGGGAUUAUCACUGUCCUAUUAUUGUCAUGAUCACAAGAAUUCUUGAAGCUCAACGUUCCAAAUGUUACUUAUAUUGGCCAGAUGUGGAAAAACAAAAACUCUACUUUAGUUCUGGCCACACAGGUUGUCUCUAUGCUCCUGCUCCAUCUGAUCGAUCAAAUAAUAGCUUUUCGAAAUUUAGUAGUAAUAAUGAUGUUACUCCGGAUUUUUUAAUUGAAAAUAUCAAGUGUGAAAGUAAUGGGAAUUUUGCUCAGACAACACUACGAAUAACACAUUUACAGCUACACGAAGUACGGACUGUUGAACAUUUUGCUUUCUUUUCAUGGCCUGAUCAUGGUACACCUCAAACAACUGAAGGUUUACUAGAUUUACUCACUUCCGUUCAAUCAACUUAUUUGAAUGAAAUUGAAAAAUUGGGCUAUAAAACCUAUGAAAAUCAGAAAAUUCCACCUCCUCCAGUCGUUGUACACUGUAGUGCAGGAAUUGGUAGAACAGGUACUUAUGUAACUGUGGAUAUAUGUACAAAAUGGUUAGCUGAUUCACGUAAUACAGAGCAUAAAAUCAAUAUUCCUCUAACAGUCGCUCGAGUACGUUCACAACGUUUCGGCUGUGUUCAAGUAUCGUCACAGUAUGUAUUUUGUUAUCGUGCAAUUAUUGAUUUUGCAGUGAACUCCGGUUUAUUGGAUUCGAGUAAAACUCAAGAAGCGCUAGAUUUAUUGUGCACUGAAUCAAAUUCUCAAACAUCAUCCUCAUCAUCAGUAUUACCGAAUUCAUCAUUUUAUCAAUCCACCUCAUUGCCUAGACCAUUUCCUGGACUGAUAACAAAUUAUAUUAAUGAUGUUGCUAGUACAUUAUCGUCCUCAUCUACUUUUCGAUAUCACCGAAAUAUUGGUAGUAGUAGUAGUGCUACUACUACCACUAGUAAUAAUUCACCCUUAGUUACUUCUGUUUCGAUGAUGUCUUCAAAUUCCUCAUCGUUUAAUCAUCACAGUCGUAGUCCAUUCCAUGAACUAUUAGCUUUAUUCUCUCCUGCCAGUCUGGCAUCAAUUAAAAAUUCAAUUCGCUUUAAGAAAUAUAAAGAUGAUCUGAAUAGUUCGGACUUUUCCACAGUAAACGGUGUUCUAGAUAUGGACGAAACUUGUUAUUUGGAUGUAACUACUGACAACAAUAACCAGAACACAAAUACUUUAAAUUUUAUAGCAUCGACAACCAUUUUCACUGGUAAUAAUACCACAACUACUAUCUCUGAUAAUAUUAGCAGUUCAUUAAGUAAUAGCAGGAAUAAUAAUGAUAAUAAUCGAAGUGAAUCAUUUAUUGUAAAUCCACAUUUCGAUUUUAAUAUCUCCUCAUCGUCUUCAUCAUUAUCAACAAAUAGUACUACACAUUUACCCAUAUCCGGACUAACAGAUACUACAACUACUACUCAAUUAAUAAAUAAUAACAUUGAAAGUACUAUAAUUGUCCAACCACCAUUCACUCGUCCAAUGAAACCGGCUAUUUUCAAUGAUGAUAAAUCGAAUCUGACUACUAAUUAUAUUGACAAAUGUAAGUCUAAUAAUAGUAUGAAGAAAAUUCAUUCGCCUACACAAUCAUCGGAUACUGGUAACUCUUGAUGAAUUUGAAUAUUGGGGCAUACCUCACUAUCUCAGAUCUGCACAACUAAUAUUACUGGUAAAUGUGCUACAUUAUUGUUAUUGAUAAACCUAGUUGUAGUACGAAUUUGAUCAGCUUCAAUGUGUAUACGUAUGUGUACAUUGAAUUUUACAGGCUUCUCUUUACACAUGUACACACGAAAUCUGUCUUUUAUUCUUAUUGGUAUUUUUGACGACUCGUCAUUUGUCACUAUCACUGUUGUUAUUAAUAGCAAAUAUACUACUUCCAUAUACUACUACUACUAAUAGUAAAAAUCGUAACAAAUAUAGUGAAUGGUACUUUUAUGUUUAUUAUCAAUGAUAUGCCAAAUGCAUUUGUCAAUUAAGUUCUUAUCUGUAUUUAUUUGACUAUUUACUGCUAGUGUCGCUUCUUUUGUAUUCGAGUAAAAAAUACUCGUUUGUCAGUUUGUUUCUUGUAUAUGUUUUCCUAUUCUUGAUAAAUCUCAAACUGUUGAUUGACUUUUGUGUAUGUAUAUGUAUCUGUGUAUAAACUCAUACUUGUGUUUUUUGUCUUCGCUAUACGAGAAGGCUUCCUUAUUUUCUAAUGUUGUUCAAUAAUUUUCAAGUUUUUUAAACAAAAUGCACUUAAUAAUUGUUCGAUUCGUGUUUUUUUUUCAAUCCACACCCCCUGCCGUCAUCAUUUUUUAUGUUUUAACAUAAAUUUCAUUAGUACAGUUAAGAAAUUUAAAGCGGACACUGGAACUUGGGUGUCAAAUUUUGUUGCAUGUUAUUGUUGUCAUUACUUUCUCUCUCUCUCUCUCUGUAUCAUGUUAUAACUUUUCUGCUAUUUCUUCACUUCACAACCACUUGCGAUUGUUCCAUAUUGUUACUACCCAGUAUGUCUUCCUGUGGAUUUUACUUUUAAUCAUUGUUAUUUUUUAACACCACGAUAUUAUUAUUAUAUCAAUGCAGAUGCAUAUCCGCUCUCAUACACAUAAAAGAUAGUACCACGUACACUUGCACAUACACACACACAAACUUAAUUCAUUGUUUUCUGGAUCAGACCAACAAGUAUUAUUGCCUUUGUAGUAGUGGUUAUUGUUAUUAUUGUCCACUUCGUUUUUGUCUCUUACACACAUAUACACAAUACAUGUUUUUAUUCCUUACAGUCAUACUACUGAUCUGUAUAUGUUUUGUUUAUAAUCUUUAAUUCAUCUAGUAAUUUUCUUUUCGAGUAUAGAAAAAAGAAAUAUUCAGCUUGUUAGUUUUUAUUCGAUACAUGUGUAUUUGUAAUAAAUUGGUUAACUAGUAGUAAUAUUAGUAAGUAGUGUAUAGUUUACUACAUGAAGCAGCAACAACAUCUAUUUCUAUUGAAUAUUCUUUUCGUUAACUUAAAAACUAAAAGAAGGGAAUAUAGUUCAUAUUGUGUUGAAUCAUCCACGUGUAAAUCUAUACAAUUCUGUCUCCUUUUUUGUCUAAAAAAGAAUUUGUUUAUUUAUGCAAUAAUUUUCUUUGUUGGAUUGACUGAUUGAUUGUUUCUCUCUGUGUGUGUGUGUAUGUAUGUAUGUAUCUAGUUUCCCUCUCUGUUCUGUUUUACAUGAUGUUAUAGAGUAAUGUAAGAUGGAAUUCCAUUUACUUAUAAAAUAUUUAUACAUAAUUAUGUAAAUACUUUUUAAUUGAAUAUGAAAUAGCAAUGACAAUUUUUUUUCUAAAUAAAACGUUUGAAGUUAUCAGUG
Molecule: messenger RNA, 6838 nt
Organism: Schistosoma curassoni
Lineage: Eukaryota; Metazoa; Platyhelminthes; Trematoda; Strigeidida; Schistosomatidae
Source: the annotation of a GenBank genome assembly